GAGAGAGCUGCACCCAGUCUCCCUUAGAUGUCUGUUCUCCUCCUUGGCCAGACCAUACAGAAUGUUUCUCUUGGGUAUAAUUUUUAUGACUUUCCUCAUUUCUCAGAUUAAAGAAAAGAUGAUCCUUGGAGCACAGAGCCAAGAACUGGUUCAUCCCAGAAAGCUUACUCUGAAGCAUAAGCGUGAUCUUGGACAAGAACAUAAUUUUGAUGUACUGGAGGGGUAUGAAGAAGAAUUGCUGUAUGAAAUAAAACUAGGUCAAAAAACCUUAAUUCUUCACCUUUUGAAAUCAAGGGAGUUCCUAGCCUCAAAUUACAGUGAAACAUACUAUACACCAAGUGGACAAGCUCUCACCAAGCAUCCUCAUAUCAUGGAUCACUGCUUCUACCAAGGCUCCAUCAUACAUGAGCCUAACUCAGCUGCCAGUAUCAGCACAUGCAGUGGUCUGAGGGGUUUCUUCAGAGUAAAUGAUCAGCGGUAUCUCAUUGAACCAGUGAAGAACUCAGACGAGGGAGAGCAUUUGGUGUUCAAGUACAACGUGCAAUGGUCACAUGCUGUCAACUAUUCUUGCAUAGAGCUCAGUAAUGGUCAGAACACUGUUCCAAUGGAUACUAAAUAUAAGGCAGACAGACAAGUGGAAAGCUUCCUCAAAGAAAAGUAUAUUGAGCUGUUCAUUGUUGCUGAUGAAUAUGUGUAUCGCAGGAAUAAUAAGCCUCACAGUAAACUGAGGAAACGAAUUUGGGGAAUGAUCAAUUUUGUCAACAUGAUUUACAAAACCUUGAACAUUCAUGUGACAUUGGCUGGUAUUGAAGCAUGGACAGACAAAGAUAAAAUAGAAAUAGAUUCAAAUAUAGAAACUACCCUACUACACUUUUCAAAUUGGCAAGAAGCAGUCCUUAAAAAAAGGAAGAAAUUUGAUCAUGUUAUGUUACUGAGUGGGAGGUGGCUCUACACACGUGGGCAAGGAAUUGCUUAUCCAAGGGGAAUGUGUCUGCCCUAUUUUUCAGCCAGUAUCAUUAAGGAUCUUCUGCCUGACAUCAAUGUAGUUGCAAACAGAAUGGCACAUCAGUUGGGUCAUAACCUUGGGAUGGAACACGAUGAAUUCCCAUGCACCUGUCCUUUGGGAAAAUGUGUGAUGGAUGAUAGUGGAAGCAUUCCUGCAAUAAAAUUCAGUAAGUGCAGCCAAACACAGUACCAGCAAUUCCUGAAGAAACAUAAACCAUUGUGCAUAUUCAAUAAUCCAUUUCCUGCCAGCUUUAAUGAUUUGCCAUUUUGUGGAAACAAGAAGGUGGAUGAAGGAGAAGAGUGUGAUUGUGGCCCUGUUCAGGAAUGCACUAAUCCUUGCUGUGAUGCACAGAAAUGUAUGCUGACGCUGGGCUCCAGUUGUGCAGAAGGUGAAUGCUGCGAGUCUUGUCAGAUGAAGAAAGAAGGGGCCACUUGCAGACCAGCAAAAAAUGAAUGUGAUAUUCCUGAACUGUGUACUGGCCACUCUCCUGAGUGUCCUAAGAACCAAUUCCGAGCUAACGGGUUUCCUUGCAAGAAUGCAGAAGGCUAUUGCUUUAUGGGAGAAUGCCCUAAUCGGGAUGACCAGUGCUCUCAACUGUUUAAUGAGGGAUCACAAGAGAGUGACGAUAUCUGCUACAGGAUGAAUAAAAGAGGAAACAAAUUUGGGUACUGCAAGAAGAAGGGAAGCAAAUUUAUUUCCUGUCAGGAGAAAGAUGUCAAAUGUGGAAAGAUAUACUGUACGGGAGGGCAACACUUGUCACAUCUCGGGGAGGACAAGCUCUUUCACCUCAAGAAUCCAAAGCAAAACACCACCCUCCAAUGCAAAACUAUAUUCUUACUCCAUAAAGCUAAAGACAUCGGUCUGAUUAACCCUGGAACAAAAUGUGGAGCUGGAAAGGUGUGCAGCAAUGGUGAAUGCGUGCCAAAGGAAAUGCUCUACAAUUCAGCCAAGUGUUCUCAGUGUGAUGCAAAUCAUGUAGAUGGUCAUGAACCUGAAUGCGAGUGUGAUGAAGGACAGAUAAUUACAGCCUGGGGAGAAACCAUCAAUCUCACCAGUAUCUCCAUCAUGACUGUUGUGCUUGCCAUAGUUAUGACUGGGGCUAUCACAUUAUUAAUUCGUCAUCAGAAAUGCAUUAAAUUGAAGCAAGUUCAGAGCCCUCCUGCAGAAACACUAGGGGUGGAAAAUAAAGGAUAUUUUGGUGAUGAGCCACAGACAAGGAUGGAGCCAGUCUUUCCAGAUGUUCAUCCUCUACAUGAGAGAACUGCAGAACUCUUGGAGAACCUUCCAUCCAGCUUUUCAAGUCCCCACUACAUCACGCUGAAAUCCGCAAGGAUUGACUCAACAGGAACUAAGGAUCCCGAUCAGAGUGCCACGGGGAGCUCAACAUUGAACAUCCAAAACGGCAGUGCAAAGCUGGGCUGAGGAACUUCACGGCAAGACUUUAAUAAACUUCCCUAGAUUAGAUGCCUGUUAAACAUAUUGCAGUAAUCUUUCAAAUAAGGUUUAUCAAGAUAGGAAAUGUUUAAGAAAAAAAUAAUUUCUUUCUGCUAAUAUUUACUGGUAA
Messenger RNA from Jaculus jaculus (lesser Egyptian jerboa), 2570 nucleotides. RefSeq names its product ADAM metallopeptidase domain 7 (gene Adam7). The transcript has 23 exons. Gene Ontology annotation, biological process: proteolysis. Bases 62 to 2428 code for a protein of 788 amino acids. The record is from RefSeq and is a predicted model, not a curated record. Gene Ontology annotation, molecular function: metalloendopeptidase activity. Lineage: Eukaryota; Metazoa; Chordata; Mammalia; Rodentia; Dipodidae. Gene Ontology annotation, cellular component: plasma membrane.